Lolium rigidum is the source of this 1548-nucleotide messenger RNA. RefSeq lists its product as uncharacterized. Lineage: Eukaryota; Viridiplantae; Streptophyta; Magnoliopsida; Poales; Poaceae. Bases 1 to 1548 code for a protein of 515 amino acids. The transcript is spliced from 2 exons. Gene Ontology annotation, molecular function: protein binding. The record is from RefSeq and is a predicted model, not a curated record.
AUGGCAAGGAGCAGAACAGACCGAUCCCCACGCCGGCGGCCGAAGCCAGCCCGCGGUCACGACCUGACGAGCACCCUCCCUGACGAUCUCCUCCUCCAUGUCCUCCGCCGUCUCGACACCCGCAGCGCGGUCGGCACCGCGGUGCUGUCCAGGCGAUGGGCCCGCCUCCGCCGCGAGCUCCCCGACCUUGACUUGCGGGUCAGCAACAUGCUCCCGCCGCGCUACCACCGGUUGGUCCUUCUCCACCGCGACAUCGAAAAAAGAAAGGGAUCUCAUUGUUUGUACAGACGGGAUGCCAUGCAGCAGGAGCUCGUGCCGAACAUCAGGAGGUACGAGCGCCGCGCCAUGCGCGCCCUGACGAGCUCCGUCGACAGAUUUCCUCGUCCCCAGAGCGUCAGCAGGCUGAGGCUUGAGUUCUUCCUCACCGGCAACACGGGCUGCAUCAACAGGCUAAUCGCCAGGUCCAUCGAUGUCAGCGAUCUGGAGGCUCUUGCCAAGCCGAUCCACCAAGAGCGAUCCGUCCACACCUUCCCUAGCCACGGCCUCUGCCAGGAGCCUCGCGCGUCGUGCCUGCGAAGCCUCAAGCUCGGAUGUUGCGUGCUCCCGCCGCUGCACGAGUUCAGUGCGCUUACGACGCUCGUCCUGCAAGACUUGCCGCGGUCGACGCCCGCGGCAGCCUACGAGGGCGUCUUCACCUCUUGCCGGCAGCUGCAGGUUCUACACCUCAAGUCUUGUGCCUGUAGUGGGAACUCGGACCUUGUGGUGGUGGGCGCCCCCGGAUCAGGGAUCAAGGAGCUCGUUGUCGACAAGUGUGCAUUCUCGCAAAUGUGGCUGAGGGCUCUUCCCAACCUCGAGAUCCUCGCCUCCUUGGACACCACGGUGCUCUUCGAGUCUGAAUCCUUUCCCUGCCUCAGGCGAUGGAACCUCACCCAGAGCGUCGGUGCCAUGAUCAGAUCAGCGGAAGGAUUGCCGCUAUUCUAUACUGGGCAUCACAUUGAGCUUGGCUGGUUUCUUGGGUGCACUCCAGACAUAACCAACCUUGUAGUCCGGUUCACCGGGCCCCUACGAUGGAUCAUGCCGUCUGGGUCCUCGUCAUUGUUGCCGCCCUUGCUGCCCAAACUGAGGAAACUGCUUGUCGCCGACGUGCCUUCGUCGUGGGAUGUCUCGUGGCCCCGUCUACUCCUCCAGACGGCGCCUUCCCUUGAGAUACUUCACAUCCACAUUGCCCCUUGCAAGGAGAAGCCCGGACAUAAGAUACCCUGGAAAAAGCACACCAGGCGUCGGCACCAUUGCAUCAAGGAGUUUGUGGUGGCUGGUUUUGAGGGGACGGAGAGCCAGAUUUGCCUUGUCAGGUUUGUCAUCGGAGUAUCGAGGUUACGCCAUGUAGGGUUGUUCAAGAAAGGGCAACCUCGAGACAAGGGGCACUGGGAUUGGGAGAUGGUGACUGAGCAUCACUCAUGGACCGAUGAGGAGAAAGACGCUACACUGGAGCAGAUUAUGGAUGGGGUUUCUUUCUCCAACCAUCCGGUUCAAUUGAUUUUAGGCUAG